AUAGAAUUAAAAGAGAAAACCAAGCAGCGAAAGAACUAGAAGAAAUUUUCAAACAAAGAGAAGAAAAAAGAAAGGAAACAAUUAAACAGCAAGAACCCUUAAGAAAAGACAAAAAUAUAUCGAAACAAGACAAUGAAGGA
Messenger RNA from Scutellospora calospora, 140 nucleotides. The record is from the annotation of a GenBank genome assembly. Lineage: Eukaryota; Fungi; Glomeromycota; Glomeromycetes; Diversisporales; Gigasporaceae.